AUGACGUUCCCGAAAUCAUUCCUGGCCGCCGUUGUCAAGCAGCUGCUGCGGGGCAAGUCCCUGAUACAAGCCAUCCUCGCAUUCUGGAUCACCCCUCAGGCCGUUUCCGGGAAGCAGUCCAGGACGUCGUCAACAGUCGAGUGUUCCAAGUCCGCCGCGUCUCUCUAUCCACGGAGGAUCGACGAGUUCCUGAAGGAGGCCGAGGACCUGCUGCUGGGCCCUCUCGCCGGCGAUGGCCUCCUGGAGCUGUCCAACGCCCUGAAGGCGCAGUUUCGGGACAAGUUGCAGACCAGCAUGGCAUGUAUGUUGCCGUCGUACAACCACCAACUUCCCGCCGGGCACGAAGUCGGUCAGUAUCUGGCGCUGGAUGUGGGGGGAUCGACCCUGCGUGUUGCACUGGUAGAAUUGCGGGGCCGCGGUGCCAAGGGUCGCGAGAGCGAGAUCGUCCGCCUCAGUUCCUUUGUGAUCGAUGCCGACAUCAGGAACCUGGAGGGCAUGGCUUUCUUCGACUGGAUGGCGGAAAGGAUACUGGAAACCAUUUGUAAAGAUGGAGAGGACCCGUCACGGCCCAUGCCCAUGGCCGUGUCUUGGAGUUUCCCCAUUGAACAAACGUCGCUGAAAGGCGGCCGAAUUCACGGGAUGGGUAAAGGGUUCCUCGCCGCCGACGGACUCAUGGGCCAGGAUCUCGGCGAAGUCAUCGAGACCGCGUGUAAAGCCAAGGGCAUGAACGCCGUCCUCAAGGCGAUUGUCAACGACGGCGGCGCCACCCUCCUCUCGCAAGCCUACAUUCACUCCGCCACCCGCUUCGGCCUCAUCCUCGGCACCGGAGUCAACAUCGCCGCACAUCUUCCCGUGUCCGUAAUCGGAAAACCAAAAUUCGGCGAGCGGCCGCAGGAGUGGUGGGACGAGGCCCGUGAUGUAAUCGUCAACACCGAGCUCGGCAUGUUUGGACAGGAUAUUUUGAGCGUCACGCGCUGGGAUAGAUCAUUAAAGCAAGGACAUCCGAGGCCAGACUUCCAGCCUCUAGAGCAGAUGGUGAGCGGAAUGUACUUGGGUGAGAUGGUGAGGUUUGCAUUGAUUGAGGCCAUUAACACCACUGGGCUUUUCGGCGGCAUGGUGCCCAAGUCGCUCGAUGAGCCGUAUUCCUUGAAAUCGGAGACGAUAUCAGCCGUUGAAGGAGAUACGUCGCCACUAUUCACAUCAUCUAUCAAAGUCUUUACUUCGCGUCAUCCGUCAUCACACACGCCGACGUCAUCUGACAUGGCGGCCCUCCGCGACCUGACGUCUUUCGUGUCGAGGAGGUCGGCGGCAAUCAUCGCUGCAUGCUUGCAUGCGGUCUGGGCACUGCGCCUGGAGGCGCUGGGCGAGGAAGACGUGGAGUAUGCCGGCUCAGAACGGCUAGAGAAGGAGUGCGGUCUGGAGAAGACCACGGUGGCGUACAACGGCAGCGUGAUUGAGCAUUACCCGGGGUACCUGGCGAUGCUGCAGGAGUACGUGAACGGACUUGUCAACAGGGAGGACAGGAGUAUCGACCUCGUCCCGGCAAAGGAGAGGGCUUAA
Molecule: messenger RNA, 1560 nt
Organism: Colletotrichum siamense
Lineage: Eukaryota; Fungi; Ascomycota; Sordariomycetes; Glomerellales; Glomerellaceae
Gene: hxkA-1
Product: Hexokinase-1
Exons: 4
Coding region: 1-1560 (519 amino acids)
Biological process (GO): glycolytic process; glucose 6-phosphate metabolic process; intracellular glucose homeostasis
Cellular component (GO): cytosol; mitochondrion
Molecular function (GO): ATP binding; glucokinase activity; D-glucose binding
Source: RefSeq, a predicted model, not a curated record